Messenger RNA from Halichondria panicea, 6586 nucleotides. Its product is annotated as laminin subunit beta-1-like. The coding region runs from base 16 to 6408 and encodes 2130 amino acids. The transcript has 28 exons. The record is from RefSeq and is a predicted model, not a curated record. Lineage: Eukaryota; Metazoa; Porifera; Demospongiae; Suberitida; Halichondriidae. Gene Ontology annotation, biological process: animal organ morphogenesis; tissue development.
GAUUUCACACUGGGCAUGCGUACAUAUCAGGGGGGUGGAUCUCGGAUUGGAGGGGCGUUACUAACUCUCAAGUUCAAAGCAAGCUUAGUUUGUUAUUCAAAGUUGAAUCUGUGGCAAGGAAAGAUUUGUAUCAUGACAACGAAAAAAUCUCCUCUCUGUCAUUAUUACAACCAAAUGCUGAGACUACAGGCUACAUCUUCAAAUUUUACUAAUCAAAGACAUUCACACACUAACAUCAAGAAUCUGAUUAAGUACAUAGCACUAGCAAUAGCCCUAUGUCUUCUAGGCUCAUCGCCCCUCGGCUGUAAUUCACAAUGCACAGAAACAACAGGAUGUUUUCCUCCAGUAGGCAACCUUGCAAUAGGCAGAACAGUUACCACAGAAUCAACAUGCACAAUGGGCUCAGAGUAUUGCAUAUUCCUUCAGCCAGAUGAUGACUGUCUCACCUGUUCACCUAACACGACAAACGAUCCAACGAACAUCAACGACAACGACGAGUCAACAGUAUGGGUAUCACAAAUAGGUCCAUCGUCAGCUCCAUCUGUCCUGCAGUUUGAUUUCGAGUCUGAGUUCCUCUUUGAGAGCACAUCAAUUGUAUUUGACUCUGUGAGGCCGCGGGCUAUGGUGCUAGAGUAUUCCAGAGAUGAGGGUGCAACAUGGGAAGUAUAUCGCUACUACUCCACGCGCUGUGUGGAAACAUUUGGACUAAAUGAUAUGUUUGUGGAUGAAGAUACUGUGUUUGAUACACUGGACCCCAUUUGUACGAGCAUUGAAUCGCUUUUUUUCCCUUUUACUGGAGGAACAGUGAAAUUCUCCACCUCUCAGCAUCUGUCUCCCAACAUUAGCGAGACUACAGCUACACGCUACAGAACCUUAACUAAUAUCAGGAUUCAGCUCCUAGGGUACUUCGAAGAGCUAGAGCUCAAUGGAAACAGAUUUGUGUAUUUUUCAAUAUCUGAGUGGUAUGUGAAGGGACAGUGCAUGUGCCAUGGUCACUCUGGUGUCUGUGUGCCUCAGCCUGGUGAAGAGUCGGUUGACAGUAAAGUUUACAGUGGGUGUGACUGUGAGCACAAUACAGCAGGGAAUAAAUGUGAAAUGUGUGCGACAGGUUUCAACAACAGACCCUGGAGAGCAGGCACAGCAACAAAUACCAACCCAUGUCAAGGAUGCAUAUGCAAUGAGCACGCAGAAGAUUGCCAGUUUAUUGCAGCUCGCUCAACAUCAGAAUGCAUUAACUGCUCUGAUAACACAGCAGGAGACAACUGUCAGGCAUGCCAGCCAGGUUACUUCCAAGACUUGGCUCUGCUGCUGAAUGAUCCUGUAAUUUGUAGAAACUGUGAGUGCAGUGCGCAGGGUGCAGUGAAUGACGUAUGUGACUCUCAAGGCCAAUGUUCCUGCAAGAGCAAUGUAGACUCUGACUCUUUGAAGUGCACACAGUGUCUAGAUGGAUAUUGGAACUUGACGCAGAACAAUGACAAUGGAUGUGAAAUUUGUGAUUGUGUGGUAGAGGGCACAGUAAUAUCCGGUGAUCUUCCUUUGUGUGACAAACUAACUGGAGAUUGUAUGUGUACUGAAAGCGCACAAGGGAGACAAUGUAAUCAAUGCAAGGCUGGUUUCUAUGACCUCUCAUCCGGUUGUCUUCCAUGUAAUUGCAAUCUUGGAGGCUCCGAAAUUCCUGUUUGUGACCAGAAUUCUCCUGUAGCCCAAUGUCCUUGCAAACCCAAUGUUGAAUCCAUCUUGUGCAAUACUCCCCUGCCAGGAUACUUUUUUAAGCCACUUGACAGCAUUGUGUUUGAGGCUGAAGAAGCUACCUUCCCAGAUCAAACCAGCACUUUCUUUCCACUUGAUGGUGAUGCGUUACCAUUCACUGGAAGAGGUUUUACCCGACCAGCAGUUUUUAGCGACAUCAGCUUCCAACUUUAUGUGCCUGAACGUACUCAGUAUGAGGUCAUCAUUAGAUAUCAGACAAUGGAAACAGUUGAGGGCCUCACUGUGACACUCUACAGUAAAAAUGGUGUCACACUUGAUCUGGACUGUGACGAAACGUCUACCCCUACAAAUGUGACAAGGUUUCAAGUAGCAGCUCUUCAGUCCAAUGAGUUAUUCUACAGAGCCUUCUCUGUAUGUCUAGACAGUUCCGUUGAGUAUCAGCUAUUGCUUGAGUAUACAACUUUUUUUCCAGUGGAAUGGCUGUUUGAUUCAAUUGUCCUUCUGCCUGAAUUUAGUGAGAUCAGUGCAUACUACCAAUCCCGCUCACCUGAAGAUCAAGUCAAUAUCAUUGAACAAUGCCUUCCUCGUGCUAUAACUACUCAGUUAGAUCCUCUCUGUGAGGAACCAUCAUUCUCCCUCUCAACAGAAUUUUUCGGACAAGUUUUCCAAUGUGACUGUGAUCCAGUGGGGACCAUAAACAACAUAACUUGCCUUGCAUUUGGGGGGUCCUGUGCUGCUUGCCAUCCUGGAGUGACUGGUGCCAGAUGUGACAACUGUAUGAAUGGGUGGUUCAAUUUCACGGCCGGUGGUUGUCAAGAGUGUGGUUGUGAUGGUCAAGGUGCCUCAAGCCCUGUGUGCAAUCAGGUCUCUGGCCAGUGUGACUGUUUCCCUGGUGCCACCACCAGAACAUGUGGUGAAUGCCUUCCUGGAUUUUUUAACCUCACUUCCAGUGGAUGUAGCCCAUGCCAAUGUUCUGAUUUUGCUCUCUCUCAGCAGUGUGAUAGCACUGGGCAGUGCUUAUGCCCUGAUGGGGUAGAAGGUCUCAAAUGCAAUGUUUGCCUUUCUGAAUUUUAUAACAUUUCAACCGAAGGAUGCCUACAGUGUCAGUGUGAUCCACUUGGUAGUGAGUCGACACAAUGUGAUGUAGCGACUGGCCAGUGUGUGUGUACUGGAAAUUCUGUGGGCUUGAACUGUAAUGAAUGCACAGAUGGUUCUUUUUUGACGAAAGGGGUGAUUCUAGAUAGAUGUGUUCAGUGUGUAUGUACCGGCAAAACCGAUGAGUGUGUGGUGAAUGAGAUAAACUUUAUACUUGGCUCGAUUCAAACUGAUUUCACUACUCUUUGUGCGACUGCACCAACUGAGUGUGCAAGUGGUUGGAGACUCCUGACUGAAAAUGGGCAACCAGCAGCUCCAUUUGGACCAAGUGAUGCAUCUGGACUAGGAUACAUUCUGCUGUUGAAUGACCAGCCUAUGAUAUUUGCUCCUGACAGCUUCCUUGUGAAUAGACUGGGAUCUUAUGGCCAAAUGUUUAACAUGGUGGUUAGAGUAGAAGAUGGACUACUCGGACCUGGAACAUUGCUUAUCAAUUCUACUAUUAUCAGGAUGGUUGGUGGUGUCACUGGAGAGGUUGUUGUGGGCGUGUUUCCACCACCUACCAUACAAGAUGAUACUUUUAGUCGACUACUCUAUUAUUCGAUUCCAAUCAUGGAAGAAUAUUGGCAUGUAGGAAGUAGAGAUGGACCUAACCCAAAUCAAUUGCAGUUCUUAGCUAUUUUGGCUGAUGUUGGACAACUUAGUACCAGUGCAGGCUUUACAGAGGAUCUUAUUGAGUUUGUCCACGUUGUCAAUGUAUCGCUGAUCUCCACAUUCUCAACUACUGAGCUGGCAGUAGCUGAUGUUGUGGUAAACACUCGAUCUUACCCAGUGGAAGAAUGCCUCUGCCCUGAUGGAUUCUCUGGUUCAUCUUGCCAAAAUUGUGAUAAUGGAUAUUUUAGGCCCUCAGGGGAUAUAAGGGAUACAUGUGUGAGGUGUGAAUGCAAUAAUCAAUCCCUGAAUUGUGACAUGUUCGGUGUGUGUCUCAACUGUACCGGAAAUUCUGAAGGGAGUAAUUGUGAACAAUGUGUCAGUGGUUACUACGGAGAUCCGACGAAGGGAAUCCCCUGCAGCAGAUGCUCCUGUCCCCUGGUGGAUAAUAGCUUUAGCGUAACUUGUUUCUUGGACAUUGAUAAUCAACAGACUUGUGACGCCUGCCAGCUGGGGUACAUAGGGAGAACAUGUGAGAUGUGUGGGGACGGCUACUUUGGAAAUCCGCUGGUUGGAUUCUGUAAUGAUUGCCAGUGCAAUGGUAAUGUGGAUCUAGCCCUUGGGCCUGUUUGCGAUACCACCACUGGUCGCUGUAUGAAUUGUCAAAACAACACUACGGGCUUCAACUGCGGAAUUUGUAGAUCUGGAUACUUUGGUGAUCCCACACUACAAGGACAAUCAUGCCAAGUUUGCCCAUGUGAUCCACGAGGAACAACGGGUGACUGUGAUUCGUUGUUUGGAAAAUGUUUCUGUGAACCUAAUGUGAUCGGUCAGCUGUGUGAUCAGUGUGCCGAUGGCUAUUGGGGUCUCUCACAAGGGCUGGGCUGUAUACCCUGUAACUGCUGCAACAACGGCUCUGUCAAUGCUACAUGCAACAAGGACUCUGGGGCCUGUGAUUGCCUGCCCAAUGUUGGAAGUUUUGAUGAUGAUGAAAAAUGCUGCACCUGCUCACCUGGCUAUUAUAAUUUCACUUCCUCAGCUGGUUGUGAGGAAUGCAACUGCAGUACACUAGCCACGUCCAAUGAGUGUGACUUGGUUACCGGUCGCUGUCAGUGUGUAGAUGGAGCUAUUGGAUUAAAGUGCAAUGAUUGUGCUUUUGGCUUUACUGGUCAAGUUCCUGACUGUAUACGUUGUCACGAGUGCUACUUUCAGUGGUACGACAACAUAACUGAUAUGGCCAACAGAAUAUUGGACCUUCGUGUUCGAGUAGACUCAUUCGUAACAAUCUACUACAAUGGUCAUACUCUGAGUACUAUUCAAACAGAACUUGGCACACUCACAAGUGUCCUGGAGAAUGCGAAUACCACCAUCAACUCUAUGACACUGGAAGAAAGUGAUGUUGCAAGACUGGAGGCAUCCCUUGCACAGGUCAAUGAGACUCUAAAUAGGUAUACGAUGGAUAUCAUCGACAUCCAGACAGCCCUCAAUAUGAGCGAGAUUAAUCUAGAUAGAGCAAAUGAAUUUGAUGGUACUGUCAACAUGUCUGAUGUUACUGAGCUACAAGAGCUCAUUCAUGACUAUAACGCUUCAAUACAUUUAAUCAUUGCUACGGCCAAUGAUUCGUUUGAUAUGCUUGUCACCGUUCGAGGGGAAAUUGUCAUCACAUGGGAGGAUCUGAAGAACUUUGAGAUUAUAGUUCAACAACUUGUGCUUAAUGUGAAUGUGUUGGAGCUAGAAGCAGAAAAUAUUGAAGCAGACUUGAUGGAGGUACAAACAACGUACAAUCUUUUACGAAUGAACUUGACGCACCUAGACACUCGAGCAAAUCAACUUAUUAACAAGCUAACUAGUUUAUCCAUAACAGUAAAUGCUGUAACAUUUGACCUUCGGUCUAAGAAUGAUAGGGUUUCAUCUUUAGCUACUCACGUUGAGAUGAAAUUGGAUCAGAUAAACCUUAGCCUAGUCCUCAGUAGCCAGCUCAAUCGGACUGUGAGAAGUGCAUUCAGUGCAGUGAUGGAUGCUAACGAGAAAGCCCGGGAGCUAUUGGUACAAACUGAGAGUGGCAUAGACCAAGCAAAUUCCACGCUCAGCAGUAUUCUCAGCUCCAUUCAGACUGUUAGUGAUAUCUUUGCCACGCUAGCAAUGUCCAAAAACACAAGCAGAGGUGUUCUGUCUGUACGUGGCUUCCCAUUGGAGCAGGCUCAACAGUUGGCUGAGUUGAUCGAUGGAACCAUCCUUCCUGAUGAAUUUGUUCAAGAAAUAAUAAAAAAUGCAUCAAACAGCCACAAAACUGCUGUCGAGGCUCUGACCAUCGCUGAGAAUGCACUAUCUGCAAUUUCGGACACCUUAACUAUUGUGAGCAACUUGAGGACUGAUCUUUACUGUUCACGAGAGCAACAACUGCAAGUUGCACGCAAUCUGACUCAACUUUGGGAAAAUAUAAAUGUGAAAGGAAGUGACCUACAACAGGUGAAUGAACAGUCGGAUAGCUUGUCAACAAUCAUUGAAGAAAUUGACCAAACACGUAUUACCACUGCAUUAUCCAUUGAAAGUGCUGAACAAUUGAUAUCUGACGGCCAUAUAGAGCUAAGUGACUUAUCUGAACAAGUUCAGUUAAUUGCUGACGAUACAGCAAUACACAUCCAGGGAGUGGAUGAUGCCGCGGAAACUUACACCCAAGAUUUACUUAGCGAAAUCGCAACUGCUCACAACAGUGCGUCUAAUUCCCUAACUACAGUACAAUCUCUCUACAAGCAAGCACAGAACAGCAGCACAGCUGCCAUGAAUGUUCCACUGCAACAGAUACAAGAUCUGCUCCAAAUGUAUGUGAGUGAAUCAAUCGAACUGAGUAGCCUUAGUGACAGGGUUAAUGCACUUCAAUUACGACUAGCUACCCUGACCUCAUCCAUUACAAGUGGAGCUAAUAGGCUGAACAACUGUUACAAGACCCCGUGAUAGAUGUACAUUUAUAUUUACAUUCCAUUAUUAUUAUUGUAAGCAUCAUUUGUAUCACUUCAUGCAUGUUCAACAGCGUGACAUGUUAUAGAUCUCUACUUCACAUAACUAUACAACUAUAGCUUUUUGUGUUAUUAUGGCAUUACAUGUACAGUAUAAUAUGCUGGUUGGAAUUGAA